Oreochromis niloticus (Nile tilapia) is the source of this 2301-nucleotide messenger RNA. It is a transcript of the gene cradd, whose product is annotated as CARD and death domain containing adaptor protein. Bases 903 to 1505 code for a protein of 200 amino acids. NCBI's taxonomy places the organism in Eukaryota, Metazoa, Chordata, Actinopteri, Cichliformes, Cichlidae. Gene Ontology annotation, biological process: regulation of apoptotic process; signal transduction. The record is from RefSeq and is a predicted model, not a curated record. Gene Ontology annotation, molecular function: protease binding; death domain binding. The transcript is spliced from 2 exons.
AAAAAACACAACAUGUUUUUUCAUGUUGGCUGGCUGUACGAAGUUUAUCCUUCAGUCAGAAAAACAGAAAUGAAAGCACAAAUAAACAUAUGAAUCACAUAUUAUCAGUAACAAUGUCAAAAACAGAUUCAGUUAACUGUAAAUUGAUCUUCUGAAAAUAAAAGCUCGUAAUAAAGGACAGUGUGACACGAGGUUUUGUAAACUCCAUGGAAAAUCUUUCAGUUUGGGAAUUUUAUGUUGAAUUCCUAAAUGUAAGUAUCUGAUAGAAUAAAUAUAUUAACUUCUUUGGUCAGAUUGUGGCUUUUUAAUGAAUUCGGCAGAUAUUUUAUAAACUUUAUUUAUUCUUUAUUUAUCUUGUAUCUAUAAAAUUACCCUUGGUUUUAGCUCAUGCUGUGUGUUAGCUAACGUUGCUCGACGCUCUGGUACGCUGAACCUAAUUGAAUACUUUAUUUUUGAGGUUUCUUCGUGGAUUUAUUAAUUAUGAAUAUUAAUCAGUAAAGUGGAACGCUCUGCGAGGCUUCUCACCGAACUUCGGCGUACAUUUACGUCACCAGAAAUCAUCUUAUCAGAAGCAAUCUGCAUAACAUCUGUUUUCCCUCAAAGUUGAUUUUAUCUGGGGUAGAAACGCAUGCCGAGUUUAAGAUCGAUGAUUAACGAAUCCUUCCACGCAAAUAGUUCCCAUAAUUAACCACCAAUCUAAGCAAAUGCGAUUGUAUUGGCAUGAAAAAUGUGAAAGCUACAUGAUUAGCAAAGACUUUCGUUCCGCCUGCUUGUUUCCACCCGAGCACAAAAACACAGAGCAGUUGAAAGGUAGUUGUACGGGCGGUGAGCUGACACAAAUGACUAGUUUAAUGAUGUGGAACUGCUUAUUUAUGUGAGCUAAUUAGUCGGGUUUCGGUGAAAUGGACCCGGCGCACAGAGCCGUCCUCCGAAAACACCGGCUGGAGCUGUCCGGCCAGCUACUGGUCAGCGACACCAUCGUUCCGUUUCUGUACCAGGAGGAGAUUUUAACGGACGCGCAGGUGGAGGACAUCGAGUCCCGGUCCACGGAGAGACAGAAGACCCUCAGGCUCCUGGACCUCUUGCCAAGCCGCGGGCCCCGGGCCUUCCAGUCCUUCCUGCUGUCCCUGCAGGACUUCAGCUGGGUCCGGGACCUACUGCUGCAGGAGCUCCAGACCCCACCUGAACCCGGACCCACAGACGCCUGUCGGCUCCCGGAAUCAGUUCUACGGCGGGUUCCCUCAGAUCAGGAGUUGUCCAAGCUGGCGUUGCGGCUCGGUGCCGAGUGGGAGUCAGUACUAUUGGAUCUGGGUCUGUCGGCAGAGGCGCUGUUUCGAUGCCGGUUCGAUCACAGCCUCAGUUCUCAGGUGGCGGCGCUCGCUGGGCUGGUUCAGUGGAGGCGGGCUGAAGGGAAGCGAGCGACAGUGGAGAGGCUACUGCAGAGUCUGCAGAGCGCUGGCAUCCAUUCAGCGGUCCUGGAGGACGUUCUGAAGAUUUCUUCAUAAUGCAGAGAGACACAUUUCAGAUUUCUGAAGAAAAAGACUGAAUUCUGAAAUCAGAUAUUAGGGAAAAAUAUUCAUUUUUACACUAAUGUUAAAGUUUUGAAGAGUUUUCAGUAUAUAAAUCAGAAAAAUCUAAUUUAGAACAAAAUGAAGCCGCCAAACACUAAAAUGUGGCUUUAUUGCUUUUGUCUGUGGGGUUUCAAACUUUACAUAAAAACUGAUGUGUGAUGCUAAAAUCCUGUUAUUAAACUUUAUAUCCAGAGAACACAUCUUUAGAUGAAUACUUUGUAGAACGUCUACAAUAUGAAACAAAAAGAGUAAAUUUGUGGCAUAAACAUCAACAUGUCAACGACAUAACCCGUUGAAGGUUUAGGAUUAAAGUUCAGUCUGAGAUUAGAUGUUUGAAGAUAAAAGUCUGGAUUCUGAGAGACUUCAUUUCAAAUGUUGAAGCAGGAAGUCUGACAGAAAGAGCAGAAAUUUAAAGACAGAACUUGAGAUUUAAAUCCUGAGUUUGUUCUGAAGUGUGUAAAGUGACAGGUUGAAGUUUCUUCAUGGAGCUGAAUCGUCCGCAUACAGGAGUGUCCUCACCUGCUCUGCUUCAUGCUUCACUCAUUGUUGCAGAGGCCUGGGAUCAGAGAAAGAAGGAUUAUUGUGAAAUGUGAGUCAUGCUGAGCUGGUCUGUCAGCUGGAAGCGAACAGAAUAAGUUACUGUGAUGAAACUAUCCCUUUAAAUCCUGAACAAAUACAGUUGGACUGAUCUUUUUCCUGAGAAAUUAAAUCAAAUGUUUCCUGUAAAACA